Molecule: messenger RNA, 1458 nt
Organism: Sclerotinia sclerotiorum 1980 UF-70
Lineage: Eukaryota; Fungi; Ascomycota; Leotiomycetes; Helotiales; Sclerotiniaceae
Exons: 5
Coding region: 1-1458 (485 amino acids)
Biological process (GO): COPI coating of Golgi vesicle
Molecular function (GO): GTPase activator activity
Source: RefSeq, a predicted model, not a curated record
AUGGCCGCUCUUGCUUCGAAGGUACAAUCACAAAAGCUCUUCGAGAAGUUGAAGACAAAGCCAGCAAACAGGAUUUGUUUUGAUUGUGGGGCAAAGAAUCCAACAUGGACUUCGGUGCCUUUUGGAAUUUACCUCUGCCUUGAUUGUUCCUCGAAUCAUCGCAACUUAGGGGUUCACAUCUCCUUUGUACGAUCGACGAACCUUGACCAAUGGCAAUGGGAUCAAUUACGGGUUAUGAAAGUUGGUGGUAACGAAUCUGCUACAAAAUACUUCCAAUCGAACGGAGGAACCGCAGCCCUCAACAGCAAGGACCCUAAAACUAAAUACCAGUCAAACGCGGCCACCAAAUACAAGGAAGAAUUGAAAAGACGUGCUGCCAAGGAUGCUGCAGAAUACCCGAACGAAGUUGUCAUUACUGAUGCUGCGAGUGAUGCUGCUGACGGAACCUCCACACCUGCCGGCGAACCUGAAGACGACUUCUUUUCUUCUUGGGAUAAGCCAUCGAUCAAACGACCAACUCCUCCAGUAUCUCGAACUGCCACACCACCUGUCGUCGGGCGAACACCCUCACCCUUUCUCAACGCUGGCGCCAAUGCUGCUGGUAAUGGAAUCGCAAGAGCAACAUCGCCACUCGGAAAAACAGAAGGCUCAGCUGCAGCGCCUACUGCUAGCCGUAUUACAUCGUCCGCAGCAUUGCGCAAAGGGACCACGACGGGGGCAGGACCACGAAAAGCCAAUGUUCUCGGUGCCAAGAAAACCAAGUUGGGUGCGAAGAAGGUCACAGGCGAUGCGAUCGAUUUUGAUGCUGCCGAGCGAAAAGCAAAGGAGGAAGCCGAGAGAAUUGAGAAAUUAGGCUAUGACCCUGAAGCUGAAGAGGCUGCGACAAAGAAGUCAUCUGCUGUUAAGACAUCAGACAUUGCCGCGCCAACACCUGUCAGCCCGGGAAGGGCAGGAUAUGGCCACAGCAGAGAGCGAUCAAAUGGUGAGGUCGAAAGGCUCGGAAUGGGUAUGGGUCGACUUGGUUUUGGUCAGAUUGGAGGCGCAAAACCUGCAGCUACUGCACAAAAGAAGAUGGGUGGUUUCGGCUCCGUGGGACCUAUCAAGGCUACAAAAGAAGAUGACGAGGAGAAAUAUGCCCGUCAAAAGUUCGGUAGCCAAAAGGGCAUUUCCUCUGACGAAUUUUUCGGCAAGGGAUCAUUCGACCCGAGCGCACAAUCAGAAGCCAAGACUCGUCUACAAGGCUUCGAAGGAGCUACAGCUAUAUCAUCCAACGCUUACUUCGGAAGACCCGAAGAAGAAGAGACGGGAGAAGAUUACGGAGAUCUUGAAACUGCCGCAAAGGACUUCGUGAGGAAAUUUGGUGUCACAGCCGGUGAUGAUUUGGAAAAUUUGACACAAGUCCUCGGAGAGGGUGCAAGCAAACUUCAAGGUGCCAUCAGAAGUUAUUUGAACGGCUAA